Messenger RNA from Styela clava, 2525 nucleotides. RefSeq lists its product as uncharacterized. NCBI's taxonomy places the organism in Eukaryota, Metazoa, Chordata, Ascidiacea, Stolidobranchia, Styelidae. The record is from RefSeq and is a predicted model, not a curated record. Gene Ontology annotation, cellular component: spindle pole.
ACUGAUUUAUGUGUAUCAUUUCGUUGAGUGAUCCCUUAUUGUGUCUAAUGUUUCAGUGGGAUUUCGCGUGACCCAUGAUUCAUGAAGUUUCAUUGCCAUUCUUUUUUCCCUUAGCAUUGGCAGGUGAGUAUGUUUACCGAAGAUUUAAUAAUGACUGAAUUAGACUCCAGUUAGUCAGUAGGCAGGUAGGGUUAAUAAUCGGAUAGGGUACCGUAAUGGGGUAGAUAUUUUUCAUUGUUUUUUUUUACUGAGAAAUUUCGGUACUGGUCGACAUUAACAAUUGCACCAUGAGCACUUUUACUGUUUUAGGUUAGAACUGUAGAAUGAGGGCAUUUUAAUCUGUUAUGCCUCAACAAAUCCUGCUAGUGGCAAAGCUUAAAAUCGUGUCCUGUACCUCAAGUACCGUACUUCUUGUGGGCGUGGCAUAACGAUUUUGCCCUGACCCCCAAAAUCUUGAAGUUUAUAACUCAUUUAUUUUAAGAAGAUUCAGAGAUUAGAAAACGUAAAUUCUAAAGGUUUUCAAAUUUAAUAUAUAACGCUAGUCUACCCGUAUGGCUACUGGUGACAUCAGGAACAAUCUAAAAAAACUCCAGAAACAAGUUUCUUUUGUGCAAUACCCUGAUGAGCUGGAUUUUGAAGGACUUUCCAAGGGCGAUGUAUCAGCUCAUCUGCCUAUCCUUUAUCAUGCCUUUUUUAACUUUAAUUCACGAGUUGUUGAAAACAUAACCAAGCUCAAUUACAGUUUGGCGGGAAAAAGGGAUUCUGCUUUUGUCAACGUUAUUUUCAAAAUUAUGCGAGAACAUAAUCCAAAGUGUAAUUUAACAUUGAAGAUUGGGCAGUUCAUGUCAAAAGGAUUUGCAGAAAGAAAAAUAAUCCUCACCAAGGAGAUAUUAGAAUUUGUUCGUACUAGUCCAAAACUAGCUGCGAAUGAUGGUAAGCCCAAACCAAGGGCCAAAACAGCUGUUAGUGUCGCUGCGAUGGUGGGAGCAAGUGGUAUAUCUAAUGCAAACAUGAAAGUACCAGAUGUAAGUUCCAUUGCUUCGAGUCAAGAAGCUACUUUAGUCCAUUCAUCACACUUGCAAUCUUCAAGUCAUAGCAUAUUAAGCACUGCGCCAAUAAUGCAGUCAACUGCGCGAAGUGUCACUAGAUGUAAAACUGUACCUACUAUAAAUUAUGUUUCUGAAAUGGAAAUUCUUCAUUCUGUGUCUCAUGAGGAUGAGCCACAAUCCUUCAGAAGUACCGUUGUUUGUCAUGCGAGCGAUAAUAUUCAAAACAAUGGGCGAGUUGGUGAAAGUGACAAUGUGGAAUACGAGUCGAAGGAAAUUUAUUUUCGGGACGAGAUUAAUGAAUUGCAGGAAAGAUUGAAAACUUUGGAGAAAGUUGUUCGAGAAAAUUCAAAAUUAAAAAGUGAACUCGAGGAGGUGAAAAUGGAGAAUUUAAAGUUGAAAAAAGAACAAACAAUACUCAAAAAAGACUUUGAAAUUUUCAUAGGACAAAAACAACAAAUUCCUUCCAACAAUAUCGUUGCUCGCCUAGAUAUUAUCGACUCAAAAAUUUCAGUGAUUGAAAAUAAACAGGCAGACCUUCAAACUCCUCCAAGUCCAGUUUGUGGUGAUAAUCUAUGCAGUCAUAUGCAAAAAAUGCACUUGCAGAAUAAUGAAUCAUUUUUAAACACAUCUCAGGUUACGGAGAAAUCUCUUCUUGAUGUGACAAAUGAUUCACCAGCAGUUGACACUCGGCAAAAAAGCAUGAAGUUGUUGCAACUGGUUCAAGGUACGAGGACAUUACUGGGCCUCAGUGACAUGUCAGGUUUAAAUCAAUCUACAGACAAAGUUGAUGAAAAUAGUCCGCCUAAAGAGUGAACUCGAUUAUGGUAGAGAUUGAAAAUACAGUUACCUAAUCAGCAAAACAUCUUUCAAAAAUGCUAAAUUUCUAUGUCCUAAAAAAAAUAUUAAAUCUGUAAUUUUGAGCAAUUUCUAGCUACUAAUGACUUUUGCAAUCUGGUGUACUUAGCUGCUGGUCUUGUAAGAUCUAUGUCCAAACCAUGACUAAUCUAUUGUAAAGUAUUUUAGUUUUGCUGGCAUACAAUGCAUAGAUAAUCACACUUUACAAUGCUCUAAUUAAUAUCUAUUCACUCUCCUAAGUUGAGAUAACCUAUGAGAUCAUUGUUUUUCCAGUUACUUAUUUCAAAAAUCAGUAAAGUUUGGGGUAUUCAGGGAAUUUCUGGUCAGGUUGCCAUGCUUAUAUUUAUAUAACAACUAAGGCCAUAGGUGGCCCUGUUGAGUGACCAAAUGUACAUCUCAAAAUAACAGGGAGUUUAUAUAAUAUUUGCAUAUAAUUAAAAUGCCUACAUGUAACUGUGACUGAUAUUCAACUUAAAAAUGGGGUGUGUCGAAAACGUUUUGUUCCACACUUGUCCAAAAUUUAGGACGCUCGCUACAUAUGAAUUAAUCCAAUAUUUUUUUCAGUAGUAUUAUGUUUGCCUUGUUUACAUAAUAUAUAUCGUGAUGAAUAAGAUCUAUAAA